This is a messenger RNA of Culex pipiens pallens (northern house mosquito), 560 nucleotides long. RefSeq lists its product as uncharacterized. Lineage: Eukaryota; Metazoa; Arthropoda; Insecta; Diptera; Culicidae. The record is from RefSeq and is a predicted model, not a curated record. The coding region runs from base 29 to 460 and encodes 143 amino acids. The transcript is spliced from 3 exons. Gene Ontology annotation, molecular function: odorant binding.
UGAUAACCUGCCAGAGGGGUUAGUUCACAUGAUUGUGCAGCAAAUUCAGUUUGAAGCAAAGCGUCUACAAGACAACAUCAUGAAACUGGUCGUAACUUUGCUAAUCUGUUUAGCAGCUGGGGCAUGUUCGGCCGAAUACAGUAAGCAGCGGGUAGAAGAAGUUCUAAAAGUAGCCAAACAAUGCAAGCUGGAGCUCUCGCUUCCCGAAGAGGACAAUGUGGUUGAACGUGCGUUAACCCGAAAUGAUAUGAGAUACAUGCUCUGUUUUUACUCCAAGUUCAACAUGCUCGAUGCAAACGAUAAUAUUGUCGUUGAUAAGGUGGUCGACUUUAUGGUGGAACAGUACGCUGAAAAGGUGAUUCGUCCGGUAGUUACCAGGUGUGCCAAACAGGGCGAUCCCUCCGUGUACGAACGUCUGUGGAAAUUCUACCAGUGCAUUAGUACCGAUAAGAGCUGGUAGUGAAAGAACUAAGGAUUUCAAUUUCAAGGAAUGUUGAUAUUUCAAAAAAAAAAAUGUGGAAAAUUUCUAACAAAUAAAACUGUCCUACAGUAUAUUUCAA